AUGCAGGAGUGUCGGCGUCCGUUGGUGGUCCUUGUGGUAGGAAUGGCGGGGACUGGGAAGACGACGCUGGUGCACCGAAUGCAACACUACGUGAUGGAGCAAAACAAACAGGCCUAUUUUAUGAAUUUGGAUCCUGCUGUUGCAGAGGUUCCGUACAACGCGAAUAUUGACAUUCGCGACACGGUCAACUACAAGGAAGUGAUGAAGCAGUACCGCUUGGGACCUAACGGGGCCAUCAUGACAGCGUUGAACCUCUUUGCCACCAAGUUCCAUCAAGUGAUCAGCAUCCUUGAAAAGAAAGAGAAUUUAGAAUGGAUUGUGGUUGACACACCUGGGCAGAUUGAAGUGUUCACGUGGUCGGCUUCGGGGCAGAUCAUUGCCGAGUCGCUCGCGGCGUCGUGGCCAACUGUCUUGCUGUUUGUCGCGGACGUCACGCGCUGCGCUAGUCCACAAACGUUCAUGAGCACCAUGCUUUACUCGAGUAGCAUCAUGUUGAAACAGCAGCUUCCCUUGCUCCUAGUCUUCAAUAAAACCGAUAUCGUCUCUUCGGAUGGGGCUGUUGGUUGGAUGAAGGACCCCGAUGCGCUGGCGGAGGCGGUCAACAGCGGCGGCGAAGACAACUACGCCGGAAGCCUCGUACAAUCCCUGUCGUUGUUUGCCCACGGUUUUUAUGAGGACAUCCCUGUUGCGAGCGUUUCCGCGGCAUCCGGCAGAGGCAUGGAAGAGCUAGAGCGGGCCCUGGCUGCAGCGAAGCUCCAGUACCUCUCCGAUCGGGAGCCGGAGUUGAAAAAGCGGGAGAAACUGCGAAACGAGGAGUCUGCCGCGGGCCUGGAGGAGAUGCUCCGCGCCUA
Molecule: messenger RNA, 851 nt
Organism: Trypanosoma conorhini
Lineage: Eukaryota; Euglenozoa; Kinetoplastea; Trypanosomatida; Trypanosomatidae
Product: XPA-interacting protein
Exons: 1
Molecular function (GO): GTPase activity
Source: RefSeq, a predicted model, not a curated record